Molecule: messenger RNA, 1962 nt
Organism: Haliotis rubra (blacklip abalone)
Lineage: Eukaryota; Metazoa; Mollusca; Gastropoda; Lepetellida; Haliotidae
Product: protein SGT1 homolog
Biological process (GO): protein stabilization
Molecular function (GO): protein-folding chaperone binding
Source: RefSeq, a predicted model, not a curated record
AUGAGUUUAGUCGCACAGAAAAUUCUGGAAGAACAUGGCGGCUGAGCUGUUUAGCAAGGCAAACGAAGAGUUCGUCAGUGAGAAUUAUCAGCGCGCAAUCGAGCUCUAUUCUGAAGCCAUCCAGGCAGAAGGUGAGAGAGAUGAGUUCAACGUGAACAGAGCCCAGGCCUAUCUCAAGCUUGAGAAGUACACAGAGGCAUAUAAUGACUGCAGCAAGGCAUGUACGAUUAAGCCUCAGAAUGUAAAAGCACAUUUCCGGAAAGGAAUUGCACUCUUCCAUCUUAAAGAUUACAAAAAUGCUAUUGAUGCUUUCCGAGAAGGACAGUCCCUAGAUCCAGCAGAUUCUAACUAUGCAAUGUGGCUUGAGAAGUGUGAAGCAGAGUUGCCUCCCUUGACUUCGUCCUCGACAGAAGAGGCAUCCUUAGCUCCAACAAAACCUACGACGGAGCCUUCAACGCUGCCCACAGCGGAGCCUCCAACAAAGUCAACAGCAGAGCCAGUCCAGAUGCCAUCAAAACCAAAAGCAAAACAUGACUGGUACCAGACUGCUACCCAUGUCAUAGUUACUCUGCUGAUUAAGAAUGUGGCCAAAGAAGACUUCACUGCUGACAUAAAAGAACACACUGUUAGUGUUUACAUCAAACAGGGCAGUGGGACGGACUACAGCUUGGAGCUGGACCUGGCGCACCCAAUCGUGCCCGAACAGUCCAACUACAAGGUCAUGUCUACCAAGGUAGAGAUCAAGUUGAAAAAGGGAGAAGGCAUCCAGUGGACAAAGCUUGAAGGUGAAGGCCAGCCCCAGGAACCAAAUGCAUACAUGGCAGCACCUGUGGCAGCACCUGUGGCAGCACCAACAUCUCAGUAUCCGUCGUCAAACCCAACGUCACGUAACUGGGACCAGCUGGCUCUGGAGGUGACGGAGGAAGAGAAGACGGAGAAGAAGGAGGGCGAUGCUGCUCUCAACUCCCUCUUCCAGCAGAUCUACUCUGACGGGACAGACGAUGUCAAGCGAGCUAUGCUGAAAUCAUUUUACGAAUCUGGUGGCACUGUUCUGAGUACCAACUGGACAGAAGUCGGCAAAGACAAAGUAGAAGUCAAGCCCCCAGAUGGUCUUGAAUGGAAGAAAUACUGAAAUCACCUCUCACAUCUCUAUUUCCAGCUCGAAUUUGUGCCACUUCACCUUAUCAAGUGGACAGUUGGAACUAUGGUUAUUUUUACAUACAUAUUUUGAAAACACAUUCAGACCUUGAUGAUUCAGAUUCCUGUGACUUGCCAUCAUUUCCAGUUGAACUGAGGAUGAAUGUAACAGCUCAUUUGAUAUGAUUUCCUGUUGAGAAUAGGCCAGGUGAUUCGCUUCCGCAUACGACAGCGACUACCGCUGUAAGGUAAUCCUGUGACAAGGACUAAAGGACGGGGAUGAAAUAAUGAAGAUCUCUACAUGCUGCAGUACGAUUCAUGAUUCCCACCAUCUUCAGUUAUCUAGCUUAUUAUUAUGAAUGCCCUUGAUCCAUUCACUAUCAAUUGAGUACCAUAUCUUUGGAAACUUAUCAUCUCCAUCUCUGAAGUUAAUCACUACUGAAAUAGUCUCCCUCACAAGUAGCGUUGAUUCGACGGAAACUUUUAGAUUCAUGUCAUUCAAAUGAGACUCAAUACAAAGGUGUGAUAGUGAAUGGGACCUGGGAUUAUCAUAAUGAAUUGGCGAUAUUCGACCCUGGGCCCCUUUUCACAAAACUAUCAUAGCCCUACAACUGUCGUAGGUCUAUGUUACUGUAUAAGAGUUACGACAGUCGUAGUGCUACGAAAGCUUUGUGAAACGGGGCCCUUGAUUUCUGAGGGUGGAUUGUGUCAGUUACUCUUAUCAAAUAGGAAUGCUUUUACUGUGUAUGUGUGAGAUAUUGCACCUGCAAAACGUAAAGACUUCACUGAAGUCAUCCUGCUGUUCCAAUAAAUUCUGUGUUAUUA